GGCGCUUGCCGCGGCUUCUGGGCGAGAGGGGACGCGGGGCUUCUUCUUGGCUGCUGCAGGAGGAGGAAGAAAGCCCGCGAGGAAGAGCCGCUGCUGCCAUGGGGCGAGUGCAAGGAGGGAUGCGCUGCGUCAAGUUCCUGCUCUUCCUUUUCAACUUCAUCUUCUGGUUGUCAGGUUCAGCUGUUAUCGCAUUUGGGCUAUGGCUGCGGUUUGGAAAUGUUAUAAGAGAUUUAGCAACUGAUGAGGCCUCCCCAGAAUAUUUUUAUAUGGGACUGUAUGUACUGAUAGGAGCAGGAGUGCUGAUGAUGGCAGUAGGAUUUUUUGGAUGCUGUGGAGCAGCACGAGAGUCUCAGUGCCUGCUUGGAGCAUUUUUUACUUGCUUGUUGGUGAUUUUUGCUGCUGAAAUCGCUGCAGGGGUUUUUUCUUUUCUGGGGAAAAAAACGGCUGUCAACGAAGUCCAAGCCAUCUAUGAGAAAGCUUAUGAAAACUACAUCAGUGAUCAAAGCAAAAACAAAACACUCAUCAAAUUUCAUGAUGCGCUACAAUGCUGUGGGAAAGACAGUGACGUUCAAGUGAAACCCACCUGUCCAAAAGAUAUUGGGUCGUCUAAAAACUGUCUGACUGAAAUAGAGACUCUCGUUAAUUCAAAACUUCAUUUACUUGGCAUUGUUGGGAUUGCAAUUGCUGGAAUCACAAUCUUCGGCAUGGUCUUCAGCAUGGUCCUUUGUUGUGCAAUCCGAAACACAAGAGACAUGCUUUAGAAUGCUUCCUGUGUCACAUUAUUUUGAACCCAGGACUGAAGGAAAAGCUGCAACACAGUUCUGAAGAAGGGCUUGCCCACUCAACUUAACAAGUGUAAUCCAUUUUUUAAUUAGGUGUUAAUCAACUGACAGUAAAGGGGGGUGUUUGGUGAGUUCAAGAGUUUCCUGUGAUUGCAUUUAAAAUUUUAAAACAAUUAUGGCAUGAGCAAGUAAGAUAGGCUAACAAUGCCUUUUCAAGGCCAACAGUGACAUCUAAACUAAAAUUUAUUUGAAGUAUGACUUUGCACAGCUAUGGAGGAAUAGGCCCUGUAUGUAUGUGUGCUUGUUUUGGUGCAGAUGCACUUAUAGCUGUAUAUACAGUCCCUUUGAUUGUAUAUAUGUUUUGUGAGUGUCUCUAUCUGUAUGCAUAUUUCUGCAUUAUAUAUAUUAUGCAUGCACAUCUGUGUGUAUACACACACACACACACACACACACACACACACACAGGUACAUUUCUUGAUGAAGGGUUUUUCAAAAUGGAAUCCUCUUUACUAAUCAUUUUUGGAAAAACACAUUCCUGUAGGAAAAUAAGUACUCUGUCCUAUCUUCUUUCAGUCUUUGGAAUGUCCCAUUUAAGAUAAUGUCAGGCAAAAGACCAGGACGACAUGUGAAGUUGCAGUUAAAGUUAUUUAUUAGUACUCUUGCCAAUGCACAGGAAUCUACUCAAGUAAUUGUUAGCACUGUUUUGGCUUUAAAUAAGGAUCAAAGGAAGUCAAAAGAGUUGCACUUAGUCCAUUUGUGGGUAUGUAGAGACUCAGGCUGAUUUCUCUUUUGACUCUGCCCCCGGGUUCUGCCACUCCUCUUCCAGAUACCUAUAUUUAAAGAAAUGUGUUCUGCUUCUAGGCAAUUUUCCUCUUGGAGGAUUGUGUUUGUGAUUUAUAUAUUUAUUUAUAUGCAGAAUUGUUUAUAUGAUAGAGAUUGAUGGGAAACUCUCCUUUUUAAAGAAAAGCAGAGCAAAAACCAAGAGGAAGUACCAAACUAGCAGAGAGCAUUUAAAGCUUUGGGUUCAAAACAAACUUUCUUACGACUGAGACAUCCUGUCCAGUCAUGAUUUUAUGUAGGAUCAAUCUAAAACAUGUCCAGGUACCUCAUUGAGAAACUUAAUUUUACCCAGAAAACUGUUUCUUGCUUGGGUUUUUUUCCAAAUGCUAUUUAGUAUUUAUUGUCCUAAUUAUUUUUAAUAUGGACCAAAAAGACUUACUGUAACAUAAUCUAAAUCUGAUGCCAAAAUUAUUUAUAAGGUUAUUAUGAUGAUUACUCAGUCCCCAAAUGCACACCAUAUCUUUUCAAGCCAUUGUAGCAUAUCCGUUAAAGUAUGUUGAUAAAAAAUCCUUUUCUGUUCAUCCUCUUUCAUUAGUGCCCUUAGAAAUGCAGUUUAGUUAUUUGCUGCAGGGACCAUAAUAACCAUCAUGCUGUUUGCAACCUUUUAGUUGUUAUAACAAUUGCAUGCUGGCUUUACACAAUAGGGAACAUACCUAAUAUACAAAUAAUAUUUAUAAAUGUUUUCAUGUUCCAGUCAAAGUUAGCCAUGUGCUUUCCUUGAAAUCAAUACUUCUCAAGCUUGGGUAAAAAUUAGCUCAAUUUGUGUAUGCAUAUUUGUGUGUUUAAAAGAAAUGUCCUUAAAAUAACAUAUCCAUCCACAAAUAAUGCAAGGCAGCUGUGUGGCAUUUUGAAGUUCAAAGCAAACUUCAAAAGCAUGAGACAAGUACUUCAGAACAGGAUUAUGUGUAUAAGAGAAUACAGACAGUCCCUGAAGACCCUGAACAAAUAUUCAGCAUUACAUUUAAAAAUAAGGAGGAGUUGUCAUUAAUGAUGUCAAGAACAAUAACCAGUAAUGGUGACAGUUAUGCAACCAUCCCAGGCACAGAAUUCACGCCAAGCUUCACACUUCUAGUUGAACUGUGGGCACUAACACAUUUGGAAUGAAGCAGAUAUUGAAAGAUGAGAAACCCUACGUGUUUAAAGUUGUCCUACAUCCUGUACCUAAAAAAAAGUGAUACCAGACAAAUUAACCUUCAGAGGUCAGUCUUUUGCUUUUUCUAUGUUCUCAGACUGAUAGAAGUCAGUGCAGCCAAUUAAUGCUCAAAGAAAAGCUAUUUGUUCCUGCCAGAAAUGUGUACAGCACAUGCCAAAAUGUCUUAAAAUUAAAACCCUGUUUUGGGGUGUUCUGGCUAUAGAACUAAAGUUAAAACAUUGAGAAGUGAGCAGCUGUACUUUAAUACACCACCAUUUUUAUUAUCUCUAAAAAUCUAAUUAUUGCAUGUUAUUUUAACAUCAAACUUUUAUCCAGUCAUGGCAUGGCUAUUUAAAAUUGGAUAAAUGUAGAAAUGAUAUAAUACUCUUAAAAAACCUCUUUGUAUUAUUUAUAUUUAUUUCUGCUAAAUUACAUUAAAAAUAAUUUUGCAAAAUUAAGCUAGACGGGGAAAUUAUUGUGGUGCAGUCAUAAUAUACUGUAUUACAAUCAAUGCGAUUCUACCACUGACUUAAAUGGAAAGUGCAUUGUGGGAACUUUUAAAUAGCCCUUUCCUGACAAGCUAUCAUUUUAGGAAUCAGAACUCAAGCAAUAAUUCAGUCUGUCUCUUUUUAUUCAGUUGUUUAAUUUCCUUUUAAAUAGUUCUUUAAUUUCCUUUUAAAUAGAUAGGCCAUCUAAAACAAUACGUUAGGAAAUUUUCAGUUGUUAAUAAGACACUGUCUUAAUUAUGUUUUUCAUGCACAUUUUUCAUCAAAAUAUGUUUAAAGCAUAUAUAAUUUCAGGGGAAGCCUUUUUAUCUCUUCAUUUGAAAUUCAGUGUGCUGAGAACUCUACUUAGAUGUCAGGAAAGGCAUCUGGCCAGUAAAUGCUUAGCUCCAUCCAAUUGCCUGACUCUACCCGAAUUAAGGGAUUACAGGGUUGUAAAAAAGGAAUUACUCAAGUGUGUGUGUAAAUAUGUAUGCCAAAGACAGAGAGGGGCAAGUGCCCCAAGUUGUGUGAAUUGUUCCCUGCAUUCUCUCAACCUUUUAUUGCGUGUAUACUCCCAUCUCUCCAACAAAUUUCAAUUCUACUGCUUGCCCAGAUAAGUUAUUUGAACCCGUUAGAAAAUAACUCAAGUGAUAGGGGAUAUACCUAAAUAAAAGUAUCAAAUGCCUAAUUCACCAACUGCCCUUGAGACCAAUUGGAUGCUGGCAGCUCCUGGUGGGGAUCUCUUAAUGGAGAAGACAUUACUAGAGGUUUGAGUAACUAAAUGUUACUCAACUGGUUGUCUGGUUGUCUGGUUAUUUAAGAAACUGUUUCAUCAGUUCUGCAAGUAGUUCUUACCAGGAAUUUGCAGUUUAACAGAAACAGAAAUAAAUAUGUAAUAAUUGUUAACUUUAAAAAUGUCAUUGGUAUGAACUAUCAUAAAAUUAAGACUCUGAAAUCAAUUUCUGCUAGCUUUUUGAUUUAAAAAUGAUUUUUUGAAAAUUGAAGAAUUUAAAAUGGAACUUACUUUAGUGAUUUCCCCAUAAAGUUAGGGUUUAUUUUAAAUACAGUUAGUUCUAGUCUUACAGCAGUUCAUUUAGUGGCCAUUUGAAGUUAAACAGCACUGAAAAAAGUGACUUAUGACCAUUUUUUCAUACUUCUAUGACUGUUGUAGCAUCCCCAUGGUCAGGUGGUGGCAACUGACUCGUGUUUAUGGCAGUUGCAGUGUCCCAGGGUCGUAUGAUUUUUGUGACUUUCUGACAAAGUCAGAAAAGUCAAUGGGGAAACCAGAUACACUUAACAACCAUGUUACUAACUUAACAAGUGCAGUGAUUCACUUAACAAUUGUGGCAAGAAAGGUCAUAAAAUGGGGCAAAUUCACUUAACAAAUAUCUCACUUAGCAACACUAAUAUUGGGCUCAGUUGUGGUCGUCAGAUGGGGACUACCUGUAAAAUGUCCUUAAGAACAGGCCAUCUCUUCCAUUAUUAUGCCAGCCAUUCUCAAAUGAGACCAGAACCAAUCUAAAAAUGGAAACAGGAUGUGAAAACAUUGGAAAAAUCAGUACUUUCUGAGUCUCUGUAGAUAUCCUACAACCCUCAGCUCUGCUUUGUUCCUGCUUCUUCUGUUUGCCAUCCUGUGUUUCAUGCAGACUGAGGGCUCAUUCAAUCACGCAUCAGCAUAUGGCAAUGUUGUUGCACUACUUUCCCAUUCUAUGUUCCAGCUUUCAGAUGUCUUUGGGAAGUUGCUUCAUGUCAGUCUAUGUAAUUGGUAUAGAUAAGUUUGGAAAAUUAUUUGGGAAAGACUUUGAGAAAUCUUCUGUGUUCCAAAUAUUCCAGAAGAAGACAAAGUUUAUUUAAUCUGUGCUCCUGUUUUUCAUUUUUAUUGUUUUUCUCUUUUCAUUUGGGUUUUAGAAGAGAUGGGUAAGCUGUUGCUGUAAAUACAGGCAAGAAGAGAACCCUGGGUUUUGUUUUGUUUUUGGUAGUUGCAUUUUUAUACUGGGAAACUCUGAGCUUGCUUGUUUUCUUUCAGCUGUUUCAUCACCCAAACUAGAUAACAUCAUCAGUGCACUUACGAUGUUACCUAGUUCAGAUAAUGAAACGUAUGCAAGAAAACAAGAAAGCUCAGAGAGCACCAAGGACCCCUCAUGUGAACCCUGAACUACAAAUAUUCUCCUUUAUUAUGCUGGGAAAGUACACCAACUACCUGUACUAGCCCAAAAAUACUAAUACUGAGCAAGUACCAGGUCAUAAAUUGUUCCAAAUUGUCUGCUGGUGACCUUUUAUGAUUUUCAUAAAAUGACUGUAUUUUGUAGACCUUAGACCUCCUUAACUGAACAAUGCUGAUAAGUAAGCUGUGGCUUAAACACCAGGAUGGGAAGGCAGGGAGAGGAAUAUGAUAGCUAUGAAGAUGGAUUGAAAACACAUGCACUGUCUGUUAAUGGAAAAACAGCAGCAGAGACCUUCCUCCAUACAUACAUGCCAUUGCUUCUUUAAAUAUAUACAGUAUAUGGUAAAUGUUGUUGUUGCACUCAUGUUAUUGGAGAAACUAGUCUUACUUCCAAAACGUUAUCCCUUAUUGUUUGGCUGCUUCUUUAUCUUUAAGUGCCUUUUGAGGAACUGGACAAAAUACCAAUUCUAUCAGCAGGAUUUUGAAAUUGAAAUCAAACAUGAAGUUUAUUGAAGUGAGUUCCCAUCUCCUUGCUUGCAUAAAUUACACACUAUUUUUAUGAAUAUGAUUGUUAACACUUGUCUUAAGAUUAUCUGCUCCUAAAAAUAAUAAAGAAUAUGUGUUUGACAUACAGGUCAGAAUUAAAUAUAUUCUUUAUGUGUCAAAAAAAUAUUACCAGUGCCUUUAAAAACACCAUUGCUCUAUUCUCCUGAUCUUGCAAUUUCCAGUGUCAUUUUGGUGCGGGAGUCCGUUACAUUGAAUUACAUCUCCAAGAUAUCAUAUCUUGAAUGUUGGCCAGGAUUGAUUCUUGGGCUACAUUUUUUUCCUAUGGUAUGUAAAUUAUGUAUCUAUGCUAUUGGCAUUUAAAUUUUCAGAGUUGUUUCAUUGAGAGGACCAAGUCAGACAUGCUAAGAAUGGCCCAAAGCCAUGAGACCUAGCCUACAGCUUCUCUUCCAGUUUAUGUGAUACAAUAUAGAUAUUCCAGAUAAUUCACUACUGGAUGCUGUUUUGAUUUUUGUAAGGUAUGCACCCUUUGAAUUAUUAUCUCAUUGACUGAAAUUUGACAUUCUCCUUUUUUUUCUCAGCUGUGUUAAGGAAUACAGUCUUUCUAUAUUCUAACAAAUUAUCAUUAUAAAUAUACUAGAGGCAGCAGUUUUAGAAAGAUGUGGAGGUUGUAGGGUUAGAUUCUUCCAAAGUUCUUCAGGAAAAAAACAGCACUUAUUAUACCUACACCUAUAGAUAUAUAGGCUACCUCAGCACUAUGACACUGCAAAUGUGUAAAGCAGUGCCUUAUUAUAGGAGAAAAAGCAAAUAAAUUGAGGAGCCUUUUAAAAGCACUUACUAAACCUUCUUUUGAAUAGCAGCUUGUCCGAGUUUUGUUCUUUAUAAAGCCAUGGGCACAUUAUGCAUCUAAUAGAUGCUCUGUCCUGCUUAAUACAAAUUCUCAGUAACUCUGGGAAUUAUUAUAUUGAGUUCCAGACCUUUCACUGUCUUUAAGGAGUAGUGGAUUAUAUCUGCUGGAAAACUGGGCUUCAUUUCCUCCCAGCAAUUAUGCAUGGAUCAAGCAAGACCAGAAAGAUACAGCAUCUGAAGAUAGCUGUAUGCUUACUCUGCAGAUUUCCUUUGUGGAGUCCAUUAUUUUAUUUAAUAAUACAUUACUUUCUGUUGCAGUAGUUGUACAUAACUAGAAUUUCCACUCCUUGAAAUGUGUAUUUUGAAAUUUGUGCAAAAGACUUCAUUAAUUCUCCAAAUGUUGAUAGAAAUGUAAAUAAACAUACUCCUUUCUGAUAUUUCUGCUGUCUAGCAGCAUCAUGCAUCAAGCUGUUUUCAUGGGGGAACUAAGCAUCUUUCCCAUGUAAUCAUUGUGUAAAUGUUAUUAGCAAUUGAUGUUAUUGAAACAUAUUCUGUUUUCUUAAUGCAUUUUUGUCAUUGUUUCUCUACUGAAGUUGAUGCAAAAAUCUAAUAAAAAUAAUCUGAAUAAAAAA
This is a messenger RNA of Notechis scutatus (mainland tiger snake), 7388 nucleotides long. It is a transcript of the gene TSPAN2, whose product is annotated as tetraspanin 2. NCBI's taxonomy places the organism in Eukaryota, Metazoa, Chordata, Lepidosauria, Squamata, Elapidae. Gene Ontology annotation, cellular component: plasma membrane. The record is from RefSeq and is a predicted model, not a curated record.